AUGGUGAACUCAAGAAUUAAUAGUGAUGAUGCCUUUAGUAUUCCACAACUAACUGAAGAAGAGGUUUGUAGUUAUCUACGUAACUUAGACACUCACAAAGCAACCGGACUUGAUGGCUUAAGUCACAAGUUUUUGAAGAUGUCAACCUAUUUAAUAGCUCCAUCUCUGACUAAGAUUUUCAAUAAAAGUUUAUCAUCCGGAAUGUUUCCGACAAAAUGGAAAACAUCAAAAAUUAUCCCAAUCUACAAAUCUGGUGCCAAAUGUGAUGUCAACAACUACAGGCCCAUAGCCAUAUUCUGCGCUGUCAGUAAAGUUCUCGAGCGUCAUAUUCACAAUCAUCUUUACCAGUUUCUCGUGAGUCAUAACUUAUUACAUCAUGCCCAAUCUGGUUUUCGAAGAAAUCACUCGUGUGAAACAGCGCUAUGCAAACUUGUGGAUAUGUGGACAUCCAACAUGGAGAGCGGCCUCAUAAAUGGGGCAGUAUUUAUUGAUCUACGCAAAGCUUUCGACAUGGUAGAUACAGAUUUGUUAUUACGAAAUCUUGCAGUUUACAAAUGUGAUGAUUUGACAUUAUCCUGGUUUAAGUCAUACCUGCAAGAAAGAGACCAAUGUGUGCACUUUAAAGGAACUUUGUCAUCUAAGAAAUCUUCUCU
Molecule: messenger RNA, 653 nt
Organism: Paramuricea clavata
Lineage: Eukaryota; Metazoa; Cnidaria; Anthozoa; Malacalcyonacea; Plexauridae
Source: the annotation of a GenBank genome assembly